This is a messenger RNA of Prunus mume (Japanese apricot), 1269 nucleotides long. The record is from RefSeq and is a predicted model, not a curated record. Lineage: Eukaryota; Viridiplantae; Streptophyta; Magnoliopsida; Rosales; Rosaceae.
AUGGCCAAGUUCGCCAACUCUUUCGACCUGCUGGGCGAGACCGAAGACAUCGAUGUCAAGGAACUCAUCAGCGCGGUUGAUGAGAGGGCCGAGUUUUUGGAGGUGAAGAAGAAGGCGAUAGAGUCGGCGAAGAAGAAGGGGAUGGAGGAGGAGAAGAGGAAGAAGGAGGCGAUAGAGGCGGCGGAGAAGAGGAAGAAGGAGGAGAUAGAGGCGGCGGAGAAGAGGAAGAAGGAGGCGAAGAAGAAGAAGGAGCAGGAGAAGAAGGAGCGGCUGAGUCUGAGUAUUCAAAAACAUUUAUUCCUCGGAGGACAAAAGAAUAAUAAUGGGUUUUACAGAAGAGGCCAGAACAACCAAAGGGAUUUCAAUUCCCAGAAUUUUCGUGCUGCGCCGAAAUCUGCUGAUGAUACUAGAUCUGUCUCCAGUGCUGCUAGUAUUGUGUUCUCAGAGAUAUCUUUUGGGAGCUUUUGCAAAGAGGAUUUUGAAGAGUUGAUGAAGAAGAAGAAGGAGACUGAAGUUGUGGAGAAGAAACAGGAAGAACAGGGUGGUGAGGAACAGGGGAACAAAACCCAACUACUGAGUAAUGGGGUCAAUGGAAGCAGCAGCAAGAGUUCUUCUGAUGGAAAGAAAAAUUCAAAUAUCAAUGGAAGUCUGAGGAGAAAACUGAAGAAGAAGAGGAACGAGGAGAAAAGCCACAGCGAAAAUGCAGUAGCUGCUGGUGAUACUGCUGGUGCUGAUGUGACUGCUCCUGUUCAGAACAAGCCUACUAUUUCAUACACUUUGAAAGAAUAUGAGAAUAUGAAUAUGAAGAAGAGUGAGAAUCAAGAAACCGCUGUCGAACAGCCCCCUCAGCCUGCACAACAGCAUCCCGAGCAGCCUCAAGACCACCAUCCUGCACAAUGGCAGACCAAGCAGUCUGCACAACAGAAGGCCAAGCAGUCCGCACAACGGCAAACCAAGCAGCCUCUAUACCGCCAUCCACCACAGCCUGCACAACAGCAACCCCGGCAGCCUCAAUACAGCCAUCCUGCACAAUGGCAGAGGCAGACCACGCAGUCCGCACAACGGCAGACCAAGCAGCCUCAAUACCGCCAUCCACAGCAGCCUGCACAACAGCAGCCCAAUCAGCCCGCACAACAGCAGCCCAAUCAGCCCGCACAACGGCAGCCACAGCAGCCAGCACAACAGCAGCCCCACCAGCCUCCUGAUAGAGAAGACGAACUUGUGAUGGUACGUUGCAAGGCAAUUGGCCGGAUGUUCAUUUUGAGUUGA